Eurytemora carolleeae is the source of this 2007-nucleotide messenger RNA. Its product is annotated as RCC1 and BTB domain-containing protein 1. Gene Ontology annotation, molecular function: protein binding. The record is from RefSeq and is a predicted model, not a curated record. The coding region runs from base 72 to 1703 and encodes 543 amino acids. NCBI's taxonomy places the organism in Eukaryota, Metazoa, Arthropoda, Copepoda, Calanoida, Temoridae. The transcript is spliced from 14 exons.
GUAUUUAAAUAUAUUUUCAGAGACGUUUCUAGGUUUUAUUAUUAUUACAAAAGUACCGCACGCAGUGUAAAAUGUCUAGUGCUCCGCUUGAGGCUCGAUUCGGAAUGAUGGAGUUGAACAACUGGACAAUCUUCAGUUUAUUAGACAGAGAGUUUGCGGCACAGAUUAGGCUCGCGUGUGUCUUUGGUAACUUAGGAAACGAAGCCCUGUUAGUGACGAGGGAUGACGAGGUGUUUGCUCUUGGUUCUAACGGAGCUGGUUGUCUAGGACAAGGAGAUAUGCAUUCAUCCCUUCAACCCAAACAAAUAGAACCUCUCUGCUACAAGAAAGUAGUUGGGUUUGCGUACGGUUCUGGUCCUCAUGUACUUGCGUACACUGAGAGUGGUGAGUUGUACUCCUGGGGUCACAACGGAUACUGUCAACUAGGAAACGGAUCUACCAACCAGGGUCUUUCACCAACUUUAAUACAGAACUCUCUUACAGGAAGAAAGGUUGUAUCUGUAGCCUGUGGAUCUCAUCACUCCAUGUGUCUAACAUCAGACGGAGAUAUAUUCUCCUGGGGUCAAAAUAACUGCGGGCAGAUUGGAUCAGGGUCCACUACAAACCAAUCUACACCCAGGAAAGUAAGCGCUCCUUUUAACGGUCGGAAGGUUAUAGCAGUGACCUGUGGACAGACAAGUAGUAUGGCAGUAUUAGAGAACGGCGAAGUGUAUGGCUGGGGAUACAACGGGAACGGUCAGCUUGGUUUAGGGAACAAUAUUAAUCAGCUAACUCCUUGUAGGGUUACUGCAUUACAGGGUAUUGUAAUAACAAGUGUAGUAUGUGGAUACGCACACACCCUGGCGGUCAGUGACGAGGGAGCUUUAUACGCCUGGGGAGCUAAUAGUUACGGUCAACUUGGGACAGGAAACAAAGCGAAUAGUUGUACUCCGAUCAAGGUCGGAGAUGAUCUGGGUAGAAUAGUUGAAGUAGCAGCAACUCAUUACAAUCAUAUAUCUGCUGCAAUCACACAGGAUUCACGCUGUUACAUGUGGGGUCAAUGCCGGGGUCAGAGUGUUGUUGGACCAACAGAGACCCCAUUCACAUCUCUGCAUGACGUUUUUGCAUGCUUUGCAACCCCUAGUGUCACUUAUAUCCCAAUGGAAACCGAGGUCACUUCUGGUCCAAGCGUCCACGACAGCCUAAGAAUGGCUUUCGACGAUUCCACCACAUCUGACGUUCAGUUCCUCGUUGACAACAAGAACAUUCAUGCGCACAAAGCCGUUCUCAAGAUUCGUUGUGAACAUUUCAGAUCCAUGUUUCAGGAGCACUGGGAGGAAGGAAGUAUAGAAGGAUGUAUUGAUAUCCGACACUUUACCUAUCCAGUAUACAGGGCCUUCCUCAAAUACCUUUACACAGACGAGGUGGAUCUACCGCCUGAGGAUGCUAUUGGUUUACUAGACCUAGCCAAUUCCUACUGCGAGCAGCAGUUGAAGAGAAGAUGUGAGAGGAUUAUUAAACAAGGGAUUACUGUGGAGAACGUGGCUAUGCUUUAUGCUACAGCAAUCAAAUAUCAGGCAAAGGAGUUAGAGGAGUUCUGCUUUAAGUUCAGUUUAAACCAUAUGACAGCAGUCACACAGACAGAAGCGUUUACCAAACUAGACGAGGGCACGGUCAAGGACUUCAUAGCCAAGGCGGCGCAGAGUGGAGCAUUCAAAUCUUGAUGUUAACUCAUGGCCGGUUGACCAGUCAGAGAUGAUUCUUGGGUAGACUGGUCAUUGUGUCAGCUCAUUGCCAGUUGACCGAUCAUUAGUGUCUCAUGGCAUGUUGACCAGUCAGCAGGUUGACCGGUCAUUUGUUGACUACGCUAUGGAUAGCUCAACCUGUUGGGUUCAUUGCGUAACCUUAAGUAUUUACUCUACGUACUGUAUUUACUGUAUUCACUAUAUGUACUUGGGAUGUACACAGUACAGUAAAUUCAUGCAGUUUUUUACAAACAAUAAAAUCAAAUUAUAGGAGCUACAAGGA